CUCUGAGAUUUCGUGCCAGUCACCGCGAGUGAACCACAAAAGCGCAAUUCCAUAUUUCAAAUCAGAAAUUCUCGAAGGCAAUCGUCACCUGAUAGUGGAGCAUUGACAAGCAACAAAUUUCAUUUCCGUGAAGUGGUGAUCACAGAAGCAUUAGUUGUUGAUAACAGUGAAUAAAGUUUAUUAUAUAAAUUCUGUAUCGAGUGAUCGAUCGCAAUGGCUGAUCCAAAAAAAUCUAGUUAUCCGAAUCCUCGAGAAUCCAGUAAUUUCUUUGGAGUUUUAUUCUGGACGUGGACAAUACGAUUCUUCAAAUUGGGCUACACAAAAAUUCUGGGAAAAGAGGAUCUGUACGAUCCACCAUCAUACGAUCAAGCAACUGUACUAGGGGAUCGACUAGAGAAGUGUUGGAACCAAGAGCUGAAGAAUGUAUCGAAGCAUUCACGACCGCCGAGUCUAACAAAAGUAUUAGUAAGAUGUUUCAUGUGGGAGCUGAUCUGGCUGGGAGUUCUGCAGAUCACAAAUGAAUUUCUACUCCGAUUAGGAACCCCAAUGCUGAUUGGCCAAUUGCUGAGCUAUUUCCGUGAGGAUCGAAAAAUCAGCUACAAUGAGACAUUGAUGUACGCUGGUGGGGUGUGCGGUGCAACGGCAUUAUUUGCAAUUGCAGCUAAUCACUGGCUGUUUCAAGUGUUUCACCUUGGUGGGAGAAUUCACAUUGCUGUUUGUUCAUUGGUAUACCGAAAGGCACUGCGCCUCAAUGUCACAAGCUUGAGUGAAACAACACCCGGAAAGAUAGUUAAUCUCCUCGCCAAUGAUGUCAAUCGAUUUGAUUUCAUACUGGUGUUCAUUCACUAUUUAUGGUCAGCCCCCUUAGCAUCGAUUAUCGUUGGAUAUUUUUUAUGGACAGAGGCUGGCUACAGUGGUCUCAUCGGUAUCGCAGUAAUAUCCAUCAUCGUACCAAUCCAAUCUUACACCGGCAAGCUGUCAGCAAAAUUCCGCCUGGAAACUACAGUCAAGACAGAUGAACGGGUGCGUGUUAUGAAUGAGAUAAUAUCUGGUGUUCAAGUGAUAAAGAUGUACGCCUGGGAGAAGCCAUUUUGCCAGAAGAUAGCGCAAAUUCGUAAACUGGAGCUCAACAUUAUCCGAAAAAAUUCGUGGAUUCAUGGAGCCUUCAUGACACUUUAUCUAUUUGUACCGCGCACCGCUCUGUACUGCACUCUAGUCGGUAUGAUUUUGUUUGGCCAGCAAUUGUCAACGGAGAAGGUGUUCGUGUUCUUCGCGUACUUUUCAGUUCUCGCUGAAGUGAUGGGGUUUAUGUUCUCACGGGGGAUAUCAGAGAUAGCCCAAUGUCUCGUUACAGUGAAACGAUUGGAGGGUUUUCUAGCCAAUAAGGAAUUUCAGACGGAUAUCAGUUGGAGCUCGCAGAAAGCGAUAAUGUCCAAACGAAUAUCGAAGACGGGAGUCACUGAGGUUGAUAGGGAGAUUGAUAAAAUACCUCCGGAGGGAUUGAUUGGGAAGAUUUCAAAUCGGGACAGAUGUGAGAAGUAUGUACCUGAGGAUAAAACAAGUAUUCCCAUAAAGCUAGUGAAUUUAUCAUCAAAAUGGGACGAAAAGUCAACGGAAAAUACUUUACAAGAUGUUAACUGUGAAAUUGAAAAAGGAAAAGUUUACCUGGUAAUUGGGGCUGUUGGCUCGGGUAAAAGUUCUCUGAUAUCAGCGAUUCUCGGUGAAAUGCUCAUCACUGAAGGUCAUGUAGAUAUCAACGGAAGCAUCAGCUAUGCGAGUCAGGAAGCCUGGAUAUUUGGCUCAACGGUUCGCCAGAAUAUCCUCUUCGGGCAGUCAUACGAUCCUCAAAGGUACGAGGAAGUUGUGAGAGUCUGUGCGUUAUCCAGUGAUUUCGCUCAAUUCCCCCUUGGAGAUCAGACGACUCUCGGUGAACGCGGCACAUCCUUAUCAGGUGGACAGAAGGCUAGAAUAAAUCUAGCAAGAUCUGUCUAUCGAAGAUCGAGUAUUUAUAUUUUCGAUGAUCCAUUGAGCGCUGUCGAUACCCAAGUCGGCAAGUACCUGUUUGAAGAGUGCAUCGAGAAGUAUUUGAAAGGGACAACGAGAGUCCUAGUGACUCAUCAGUUGCAAUAUAUCAGUGGAUCCAACGAGAUUCUCUUGGUGGAGAACGGUAAACUUGAGAAAUUCAUAAAUUACGAUGAACUCCUCGCUGCACGUCCAGAAUAUUCAAAUCUCGGAGCCUGCAAUUCGGAAUCUGAUCCUGACAAUAGUAAUCCCGAUGACGCCGAAAGAAAAACAUCUGUCCCAACAGCAACAGCUGCUGCUCCAUUUACUGAUGCACCAGGUGAUGAUGCAGCAUCCGAAGACGAUGAAAAUGGGAUGCACCUGUCAAACGCCCUUGAGAAGACAUCACGAGGGAGUGUAGCAGGUUCAAUUUUCAUAAACUACCUGAAGAGCAGCAGCAACUGGAUUUUACCAGUGAUAGUGUCAAUCCUUUUGGUUGCAACCCAAUGCGCAGUGACAGCUUAUGACAUGUUCUUUCCACAAUUAGUGAGUGCCGAAGAGAAUCGCUACAACGAAUUCAUUAAGCUGAAGAAUUCUAAUUCUAAUUACAUCAACGAAUACGACAUUGAACCCGCCUACACAGGUAUCUACACGUACACGGGGAUAACCUUCUCAAUAUUUCUGUUCGGCAUGGCCCAAUCGAUCCUCUUCUACAUGACGUGUAUGAAAUCGAGUCAGUGCUUGCACGACAAUGCCUUCAGCGCCCUGAUAAGAAGUGGCAUGGAGUUCUUCAGUAAAAAUCCAAGCGGCCGAAUACUCAACAGAUUCUCAAAGGACAUCGACGCAAUCGACGAUCUUUUACCGAAAACUCUGCAGGAUGCUGCAAUCGCCAUGAUGAUAACCUGCGGUGUUAUCGUAAUAACGUGCAAUAUCAAUCCAAUUUUCAUAGCUCCAUUCAUCGUUAUCACGUACGUACUUUACUGGAUCGCCAAAGUGUACGUGAGAACGAGUAAAAGCCUCAAGAGAUUGGAGGCUGUGAUGAAUGCACCAGUAUUUACUCACCUCAAUGUGACGAUGAGUGGUUUAACGACAAUCAGAGCAUUCAACGCUCAGGAGCUGUUGAGAAUGGAAUUUGAUCGGUUUCAGGACGGUCACAGCUCAGCCUGGUACAUGUUCAUAGCAACCAGUUCUGCAUUUGGAUUUGCUCUUGAUGUUUUUUGCUGGGUUUUGACGAUCAUCGUGACGUUUGGAUUGCUGCUUGCCAGUGGAUACGGUGGGCCCGAAGUGGGACUUGCCAUCACCUCGAUUACAUCGAUAACGAGUUUGCUGCAAUGGGGGGUUCGUCAAUACGCUGAAGUGCUUAAUCAAAUGAUGUCUGUUGAGCGGGUUCUGCAGUAUUCGUCAUUGAUUCCAGAGAAUACAUCAGGCCCAAUUGAUUCUCCUAAGAGAAUCACCAAGCAGGAGAGUGGAAUCGACAGAUCGAAUUCGAAAACUGUCGAUUGGCCGAGCGAAGGGUCCAUCGUUUUCAAGCAUGUCUUCAUGACGUACAGCGACGAUGCACCUCCUGUUUUAAAAGAUCUAAAUUUUGUGGUAAAACCACAGGAGAAAGUCGGAAUUGUUGGACGCACAGGUGCUGGAAAAUCGUCAAUGAUAUCAGCCCUCUUUCGACUGAUGAAGGUUGAAGGAAUCAUUGAAAUCGAUGGAGUUGAUACUGCUAAGGUUAGUUUAGAGAAUUUAAGACGGAACAUUGCUAUAAUUCCGCAGGAGCCGGUGCUGUUCUCGGGUACACUGAGAAAGAAUUUAGAUCCCUUCGAGGAUUUCACUGAUGCUGCCCUUUGGACGGCCCUGGAACAAGUCGAAUUGAAGGAAUCGGUGAUCAAAGAAGUGGACGGUCUUCACAGCAAAGUCGUGGACAAAGGCGGCAAUUUCAGUGUUGGACAGAGACAAUUGGUUUGUCUAGCUAGAGCUAUUCUCAGGAACAACAAAAUACUCGUGUUGGAUGAGGCAACGGCUAAUGUCGAUCCCCACACCGACAUGCUCAUCCAAAAAACCAUUAGGUCAAAAUUUAUGGCGUGUACGGUACUUACCAUUGCUCAUAGAUUAAAUACUAUUAUGGAUAGUGAUAAAAUUAUUGUUAUGGAUAAUGGUGAAAUUGUUGAAUUUGACCAUCCUUAUGUGUUACUCAAAAAUCAAAAAGGGAAAUUUUCAUCUCUUGUGAAAAAAACAGGAUAUGCCAUGAGCGAUAAUUUGAUUAAAAUAGCUAAACAGUCAUUUCAGAAAAUUCAUAUAAAAGAUGCAUCAUCAUAAUUUCAUUAGCAACAAGAUUAAUUUUCACAUGUAAAUUAUUAUUUAUCGUUAAGUUUGUUAGAAUUAAUGAUCCUUGAUUACUGUAAGAAUUGUAAUUAAAUCUGUAAUGAUAGAAAAUGGUGAAAUUAAAUGGGAUUGA
Messenger RNA from Fopius arisanus, 4447 nucleotides. Its product is annotated as probable multidrug resistance-associated protein lethal(2)03659. Gene Ontology annotation, cellular component: membrane. The record is from RefSeq and is a predicted model, not a curated record. Gene Ontology annotation, molecular function: ATP binding; ABC-type transporter activity; ATP hydrolysis activity. The transcript has 6 exons. Lineage: Eukaryota; Metazoa; Arthropoda; Insecta; Hymenoptera; Braconidae. Gene Ontology annotation, biological process: transmembrane transport. Bases 214 to 4308 code for a protein of 1364 amino acids.